CAGACUGUUAGAUUUGUGUAUUUUGCUGUACUGAAUAGAAAACAGACUGAUUUGUACUAAUACUCUUUUUAUUUUCAGACUGUAGGUAUGAUGUUUCUCAGGGUGAUGUGUCUGCAGAUGCAGCUUCUGCUGUACCUCAGACUGACAUCUGUGGCUGUCACAAGCUGGAGCUACUCCGUCUCUAACCAGAACAUGAGCUGGUCCAACUCCAGCACCUGGUGUACUAAGAACUACACAGGUCUGAUGGUCAUUCAGAACAGGGAGCAGCAUGACUAUCUUAAGCGUGAACUGUUACAAACAAAUAAAUACUGGAUUGGCCUCAGAAAGAACUCUAGUGUCUGGAUGUGGUAUGGAACGUCAAGGAAAAUGGAGAGUCAAGAAUUAUGGGAUCCAAAUGAACCCAAUAACAUAAAGGAAAAUGAGGACUGUGUGGAAAUGUCCAUAAGGCGUAAUGAACCUGAGCGUAACGGCAAGUUUAAUGACGAAACGUGUAGUAAAACAAAACUUGCCCUGUGCUAUACAGAACACUGCAGGUCAAACCCGUGCGUCAAUGGAGCAAAGUGCCAGGAGACGAUCAACGGCUACAACUGCACUUGCAUCCAGAUGUCUGUUGUUGGUGGGAAAGUGAACUGCUCUACAGACAAAAGCCCGUUGUGUACAGUGGAGUGCCUCCCUGGUCACCUGCUUCUGGGCCCUCAGGAAUACAGCUGUCGACCUGGUGGCUCAUGGAGCCUCUUUAGACCACUGUGUGCAAGUUAUGGCCAUUUGUUACUGGCUUCAACUAUGUGCAGCGUCCUUUCCACAGUCUGCUACUGUGUGUUCUGCUGUUACUUCUGCACAAAGAAAAGAAACACAGUUAUAAGAAAUCAGGAAGCAAUAAUGAAUCCGACGUAUGAAAAAGAAGAUACAUUACUGGAGGAGGUUCCACUGAGCACUGUGUGAUGUUCAGCUCACUCUGCCCAUUUUACUCCAUUCACUGCAUGUAUAAAAUCAAGGUCUGGUGCAGUCUGUUGUUGGCAUUGAUCAUUUAUUUUUAUAUUAUGUAUUAUUUUUAAUUAAUAAAUGUGUAUAACUGAAUGAUACUGGUUUUAAAGAAUUGUUAGUGUCAGAAGGUUUGAUAAAUGUAUUUGUUUAUUAAGUAUUUCUUUUUGACCUAUUAGCAUCAUUAUUAUUCACUGUUCAUUGUUGUCCUCCUGAAAUUGUUUCUGCAGAAGCUGAGUAGCACAGUAAAACUAAAUGUGUGUAUUUACCAUAAACCUGUGACUUCAGUCCACUUAAAUCAUGUUUGUGCUACAUUAUUCAAUUAAGUAUCUUAUACAUACAGUUGUUUGGAAUCACUACAUAUAACAUUUUUAAUAUUAAACGUGGUGGCCAAUACACAACAGCGAGCGAGUGGUGCUGCAGCAUGGAAGCUAGAAAGCAGGCUGGUUCAGUUAAACCUUAGCUGCAACACAGCUUAAAAAGAAUCGGCACGUCUUAAAAAAGAUCAGUGACCAAAAAAGUAAAUAAAUAAAUAAUAAAAUAAGAGUAAAUAUUGGCACUGAGUUUUUCUGCCUCUGCUACCAGCCGCACCUGACCAGUCUUCACUGACUUCACUUGACAGCAGUGAGGGCAUGUCCUAACUGAGAUCUAGAUCAGGCUGCAACAAGAUAAAACGGUAGGCUACUCAAAUAUUGAUGUGUAUGUUAUCUGCUAAACUUAGAACCUGUAAAUUUGUAACCCCAAUUCUAGUAUGUGAAUUUUUUGAGGAGUGGGAUUUUUCCGGUAUGACAGGCUUGGCUUAGGCUAACGCAGCUAGCGGUGCAUAAAGCUAGAUUAGCCUACUACAGCUAAAGUUUACAUUAGCUGGUUUAUAAUGUGCAAACAAUAAAAACACUCUAAAUGUAUUAACUAGCUGACUAACUUACAGAGUAUGAUGUGGGGUGUGGGGCUUACGGGGUCAAGUAACACAAAAGUAACGCAAUAGUUACUUUUACUGGUAACUAGUAACUUUUAUAGUGGAGACACUCAGUUAGUAACUCAGUUACUUUUUUGGAGAAGUAACUAGUAAGUAUAACUAAAUAGUUUUUCAAAGUAACGUGCCCAACAGAGCUGCUGUAUGGUCUUGGCCAACGUGCUGCAGCUCAGUUUCAGGGUGUUGGCAAUCUUCGUGUAGCCUAAGCCGUCUUUAUGUAGAGCAACAAUUUAUUUUUUCCAGAUCCUCAGAGUUCUUUGCCAUGAGGUGCCAUGUUGAACUUCCAGUGGUCAGUGUGAGAGCGUGAGACUAAUAAAACCAAAUUUAACAGUUCCCUGUUCACACCUAAGACCUUCUAACACAAAUGAGUGACAUGACACUGGGGAGGGAAAUGGCUAAUUGGGCACAGUUUGGUUAUUUUUA
Molecule: messenger RNA, 2377 nt
Organism: Astyanax mexicanus (Mexican tetra)
Lineage: Eukaryota; Metazoa; Chordata; Actinopteri; Characiformes; Acestrorhamphidae
Product: E-selectin
Exons: 7
Coding region: 88-942 (284 amino acids)
Source: RefSeq, a predicted model, not a curated record